Molecule: messenger RNA, 3075 nt
Organism: Symbiodinium sp. CCMP2592
Lineage: Eukaryota; Dinophyceae; Suessiales; Symbiodiniaceae
Source: the annotation of a GenBank genome assembly
AUGACUUUGGCCGCUCGCCUCUGCCGGGGCCAUGUCUUUCGGAGGCCGAUGGUGCUGCGUCAAGUGACCCGUGGCAUGGCCCUCCACUGGCGACAUGGAGGCACACCCUCAGGUGUGGGCAUCGGCGGCAAUCGCGCACCCCAUGAUCUCUUGUCCGAGCUUGGCAACAUAUUCGCCAAGGAAGGCAUUACGACCUUGUCGUCUCUGUCAGCUUCUUGGUUUGCAAAGGCUGACCAGAAUGUCUCGAAGGGCUUGGACCCAGAGGAGUUUCGGGAGACGAUGGCUUCUGUGGGUUUGAAGCUAAGCGAUCCAGAGAGCGAGUCUCUCUUCGCGCACUUCGACACCGACAAGUCUGGCAUCAUCACGUACGGAGAAUUUGCCAAAGGGCUGCAAGGAGAGAUGCCUGCAUUCUCGGCUUCUCUGGCCUUCAUGCAUCAGCACACAGGGCAUUUUCCUUCAAACCAGGAAAGACUUCGGGCGGCAAGGCCUACGUUUGAUGAGUCGGAAACUCACGAGUGGCUGGAGUCGCUUGAUGCAGUUGUUCAGAACCUGGGAACAACGAGGGCCCGCUUCCUUAUGCAUGAGCUUAUGGAAGAGGCAUCACGCCUUGGUGUUCACAUCUCGCAGCCCGUAGUCACUCCCAUGGUGAACUCCAUUCCCACGUCUGCCGAACCCGCGUAUCCGGGUGACAGGGCCAUGGAGGACCGCCUUUCCAACAUCAUCCGUUGGAACGCAGCAGUCAUGGUCAGCGACGCAAACAGGCGAGGCGGCGGGGUUGGAGGUCACAUCGGCACUUUCGCGUCCAUUUGUGAUGUUUUGGAGGUCGGAAUGAAUCAUUUCUUCCGAGGGAAGGACUACGGCAAUGGAAGAGGGGAUAGCGUGUGGAUGCAGGGACACGCUGCACCCGGAGCCUACUCGAGAGCCUUUGUCGAGGGUCGGCUGUCGAUUGACCAGGUUAUGAACUUCCGACGGGAGGUCGCCGGCAAUGGCGUUUCCAGCUAUCCGCACCCUCGUUUGAUGCCACAUUUCUGGGAGAAUCCGACAGUGUCCAUGGGGCUGGGACCUUUGGGUGCUGUUUAUCAGGCCCGCUUCUUUCGGUAUCUUCAUUUGAGAGGUCUGGCAGACACCUCCAAGAGCCGUGUCUGGGCCUUCGUGGGUGAUGGAGAGAUGGACGAGCCGGAGUCCAUCACGGCCAUCUCAGUGGCAGGCAGAGAGCGCCUGAACAACAUGAUUUUCAUCGUGAACUGCAACUACCAGCGCUUGGACGGUCCGGUUCGUGGCAAUUCCAAGGUCAUGCAGGAGUACGAGGGAACUUUCCGUGGAGCUGGUUUCGAUGUCAUCAAGCUUAUUUGGGGCGGCAAGUUCAACGAACUCAUUGAGCAAGACCACGAUGGCAAGCUCAUUGAGGCACUAGAAGCCACAGUCGAUGGCGACUGCCAGCGCCUCCAUGCAAAGGCCGACGGUGCGCUGAUCCGCAAGGAUAUCUUCGAGAAGCACGGGCUGCUGGACCGUGUCGCUCACUGGAGCGAUGCCGAGCUGCUGGAGGCCUUCCAGGUCCCUGGUGGUCACGACCACUCCAAGAUCUAUGCAGCCUUUGCCCAGGCAGAACAGAACUCGGAGAUGGGAGGCCGACCCACAGUGAUUCUCGUCAAGACCCUCAAGGGCUACAGUCUGCAGACCUUCCUGGGAAGAAACACGGUUCAUCAGAAGAAGAUGAUGUCAGACUCCGACAUGAAGGCGUAUCGUGAUGCCAUGGGCAUUCCUCUGUCAGAUGAGCAACUGGGAAAAGCAGAUGCAGAAAACUUUGUUACGCUCAAGGAGGACUCCCCAGAGGUCAAGUACCUGAAGGAGCGUCGGCAGGCUCUGGGAGGCUACCUUCCCCUGCGAGCACCGGCGAAGGUUUCUGCACUGGUCGAGCUGCCCAAGCACGAUGUCUACGACAUGUUUGACACAGGAUCUAAAGGCAGAGAGAUCAGCACGACCAUGUGCUUCGCGCAGAUUCUGAGAAAGAUGAUGCAGGCUGGUGAGUUCGGACAGCGGGUGACACUGAUGGUCACGGAUGAGUCACGAACCUUCGGGAUCGAUGCAUUCUUCCCGAUCUUCAAGAUCCAUGCGCCCUUCGGGCAGAACUACACGCCGGUAGAUGCAGAUCAGGUUAUGAAGUAUGCUGAGUCACCCAGUGGGCAGAUUCUGCAAGAAGGCAUCAGUGAGGGUGGUGCUAUUAUGACCUGGAUCGCCUCGGCGACGUCUUAUUCGUCGCAGCACGCGCCGACACUGCCAUUCUUGAUUUACUACUCAAUGUUUGGAUUUCAACGUGUCGGCGACAGCAUUUGGCAGGCCGCAGAUGCACGAGCGCGCGGGUUCCUCAUUGGUGCGACUUACGGUCGAACCACGUUGAACGGAGAAGGCUUGCAGCACCAGGAUGGGCACUCGCUGCUCAUCGCGCACACCUGCCCGGCUGUGAAGGGAUACGACCCUGCGUUUGGCUACGAAAUGGCGGCAAUCAUCGAGAACGGUGUGAAAGAGAUGUGGGGCGAGGACAAGGAUGUCAUCUAUUAUGUCACGGCCUACAAUGAGAACAUGGCGAUGCCGGAGAAGCCUGAGGGUGUGGACGAAGGCAUCGUCAAGGGCUUGUACAAGUUCUCUGAUGCCAAGAGCGCAGACCACAAGGUGCGGAUCAUUGGCUCUGGCGCUAUCAUGAAGCAGGCCAUGGACGCCAUUGACAUCCUCGCAGAAUACGGUGUUGGAGUGGAGCUUUGGAGUGCAACGAGUUAUGGGGAGCUUCAGCGCGAAGCCAUUGCAUGCCAGCGACUAGAACGUCUCGGUGGUGAGGCGCCGACGUCGUGGGUGGAACAAUGCCUUGGAGAUGGAGGAGUCACUGUGGCCGUGUCAGACAACAUGACAGCCUACCCAAAGCUGAUCGCUCCUUGGGUGGGUGGCGAUUUCAUCGUCCUGGGAGCGGACGGCUUCGGCCGCUCGGAUACACGCGAGAACCUGCGGCGCUUCUUCGAGGUUGACAAGGAACAUGUGACCCGGCUGUCACUCUACCAAGUGCUUUUCGCAGCGGUACAGUAA